Lytechinus variegatus (green sea urchin) is the source of this 994-nucleotide messenger RNA. RefSeq lists its product as uncharacterized. The transcript is spliced from 2 exons. The record is from RefSeq and is a predicted model, not a curated record. Lineage: Eukaryota; Metazoa; Echinodermata; Echinoidea; Temnopleuroida; Toxopneustidae. Bases 12 to 794 code for a protein of 260 amino acids.
CAGUGGGAUACAUGGUGCUAGAUCCCUCUAGUAUAAUCAGAGCCAUAGCCAGGGUCUUAAUGGUGGCAGCAGUGGGAUACAUGGUGCUAGAUCCCUCUAGUAUAAUCAGAGCCAUAGCCAGGGUCUUAAUGGUGGCAGCAGUGCGAUACAUGAUGCUGGAUCCCUCUAGUAUAAUCAGAGCCGUAGCCAGGGUAUUAAUGGUGGCAGCAGUUGGAUACAUGGUGCUAGAUCCCUCUAGUAUAAUCAGAGCCAUAGCCAGGGUCUUAAUGGUGGCAGCAGUGGGAUACAUGCUGCUGGAUCCCUCUAGUAUAAUCAGAGCCAUAGCCAGGGUCUUAAUGGUGGCAGCAGUGGGAUACAUGAUGCUGGAUCCCUCUAGUAUAAUCAGAGCCAUAGCCAGGGUCUUAAUGGUGGCAGCAGUGGGAUACAUGGUGCUAGAUCCCUCUAGUAUAAUCAGAGCCAUAGCCAGGGUCUUAAUGGUGGCAGCAGUGGGAUACAUGGAGCUAGAUCCCUCUAGUAUAAUCAGAGCCAUAGCCAGGGUGUUAAUGGUGGCAGCAGUGGGAUACAUGAUGCUGGAUCCCUCUAGUAUAAUCAGAGCCAUAGCCAGGGUCUUAAUGGUGGCAGCAGUGGGAUACAUGAUGCUGGAUCCCUCUAGUAUAAUCAGAGCCAUAGCCAGGGUAUUAAUGGUGGCAGCAGUGGGAUACAUGCUGCUGGAUCCCUCUAGUAUAAUCAGAGCCAUAGCCAGGGUUUUAAUGGUGGCAGGGGUGGGAUACUGUUGCUGUAUCCCUCUAGUAUAAGUAGGUACCUAAAACAAUGAUCCUAUGUGAUGGUGAAAAUGAUUUUAUAAUAGCAAACAUUAAAAAAAAAUAGACAAGGAAACCUGAAAGGUGAUGUCUAUCUAGCUUGAGCUCUCUUACAGAGCCAUAAAACUGAACUCACUUCUCCAAAAUAUAACUUACUGCCACUAAAUGUGCACAUUUUCUUUUAUUCAAAUUUA